AUGCAGCAGCCAUCGGACUUGCUCUGCAAUUGGACUGCAGCUUCGUCACCAGACAUGUCCGAAAUCGACGACAAUGAGAACGACGCCGGCUUUGGAGGGCCGAUUGCUCGGCUCCGACCAAAUGGAUUCGCUGGCGAUGAGUUUGAUGGGAUUCCGGAGGAUUUGAAGCACAUCGAGGCCUUCGGACGGGAUUCGUUUGGCGGGAUGGGCAACAUGAAUGGAGAGCAAAGUAGCCAUGGAAAUAAUGGAGCGGUAAGAUGUUUUUUGAUGUUUAAAAGCUGAUUUUGGUCUUCUGAAAUUUUUGAUGACCAUAAAAGUUUUUUUAAAUGUAAGAUUACUGUAUUUUUUGCAUUUUUUUGCGUUUUUCCAUAUUUCCAAUAUGUAAACGUGCCUUUCUGCAAACCUUUUUAAUGCACCUCCGGAAACGUUUUGUAAAAAAGAAACAACAACAAUGAUUUGUGUUUUCCCCCCACCCACACCCUCUACAAUCCGCUUCUCCGUUGCUCAUUUCAAUGAUAGGCUAUCAUUGGUCAGCUGACGAAAUGACGCAACACCACAGCUUGUUGUUAUUGGGAUUAAAAUGACGAGAUUGUUGAUUACAUUUGAUAUGUUUACUGUUUAUGCAGAUUAACUGAAACUAAUUUAGGGGGGAAUGUUUUCAAACUAGGGCAAGGGGGGACUGGUUGGCUUUGAGGGGAAGAGUUGACCCAGUGGUGGGGAAAAAUUUUUUCAUAUAGUAAAACAGAUGUUUUUAGGACUUUUUUGAUGUUUUUAACUGUAAUAGAGGAUAGAUUUUCAAGCUAGGGCAAGGGUGGACUUUUUGGCUUUGAGGGGAAGAGUUGACCCAGUGAUAGGAAAAAGGUUUUUCAAAUGGUAAAAUAAAUGUUUUUAGGGUUAGUUCAAUGUUUUUAACUGUAAUAGCGGAUAGAUUUUCAAACUAGAACAAGAUGGGACUUUUUGAUUAUUGAGCGGAAGAGUUGACUCAACGGUCCCAAUAAAUAUAGUAAAGCAGAUGUUUCUAUGCGUAGCUCAAUUUUCGUUCUGUGACAGGGUUUGUUAGUAAUUACCCAAGAGACAUUUUAUACGAAAAACUUCAUUAUGCUCGAUCUUUUUUUCGAGGGGAAGACUUGACCCAAGGUUCUCAGUUUUUCCAACAUUUUGCAUCAAUCUUCUUUGCAGGGUGUAGAUUAGUCCUUCAAGGGUGUAGCCCUGACUUUUCAACGAUAGCCAAGACACCAGCCAUUUUAUACGAACACUUUUAUUUUUUCAAACUUUGUUGGUUCUUGAGUUAAAUUUUCGGUUAAUCCCUCAAAUGACAACAUUCCUAAUAUAGCAUGCGACCCAAGCUGAACUCUCCUUAUCAGCGCUGAAUUUGCGAAACGGCGGCAUUUUUUUCUUGACGUUAAAUAUUUACCAAAAUCAAAAUUUAACCCCGGGGGCAGAAUUUGGGUGUGGCAGGGUGCAGAAAACGGCUCUCGACCCCCGAUAACAAUCUCCCAGCCUCCGCUGAUUAGCCGGGACGGGGUUAAUGGCGGACGCUGACGUUUAACGCCCGACUGAAAUGGGCAGACUUAUCGGAGCGGGAGUAAUACUUGUGAUAAAACAUAAUUUUAUGGGUUAUAGAGGGGAUGAAGUUCGUGAUUACGGAAUCGAAAAGGCAACAAAAUGUGGGAAAAUAUUAGUGCAAAAAAUCAAAGUGCUUUGUACAGAGGUUUUUUGAAGCUAACAAUCUGACAAAUGUUUGUGAAAAUUUCACUCAAAUUUGCACUUACAAGAGAGGUACUCCAAGCAAGAAAAUUUUGCACACAUAUCGGGCAUAGGCCACAUACACAGUGGGGUCUGAUACCUCCCUCUCCAAGUGAAAAACUCCGAUUUCAAAAGCGCGCCCUUCAAAACGAUGUUUUUUUCACCUGGAGAGGGAAGCAUUUUGCCACAUUUUUGAUACCUCCCGGAUGCAAAAUGGUACGUUUUUUGCCACUGGAUCAGGUCCCCCACUGUAAAUUAUUGAAAGAUUUAGCUCACGUUUUGCAGUCGCAGCCAAAAAAUUCAACAAUCUUUGCGGCCGAGAGAGCACGCAAAGCGCGGAGAGCGGUCAGACCGUGAAACACUUUCUGGCCAUAUCUUUGUCAGUUUCGUGCGGAAAAAAAAUGAUUUUUCGAGGAAAUAUUAUACUCUACGGUAGAAAUAGCCAUGAAACUUUUCAUGCCGAAAUUCGGCAAGAAAGUGUUUCAUUUUUUCCACUUUUUGAGCAAAAAAUCUCCGUUGUUUCAGCAAAAACGCGAGCUGGAAGUCUUGUAUUAUCUCUGACAUAUAAUCAGAAAAAAAUUUUAAGUUUGUGAUAGUUUCGUUAAAAUCUGAGCGUCGCAAAUGCACAAUUUUUUACAUUUUCUAUCUUCAUCACACAUCAAAUUUUCAAACAAUUUUUUUUCCAUUUUCCUCCCCCGUUAUUAGCCAUUCCCUUCGAAAUCAUCACAAAUUCCUUAUUAUUUCUGUUCCCUUCAGCAGUACCUUCAUUUCUUGAUAAGAUUGGGCAUCAUUUUUAAUUUUUUUGAGGCUACAGUAAUCCUCCGAAAUUAAAAAUCAUAGGGCCUUUGAUAGGGAAGGUCCAAAAAAUAAACGGAAAUUUAGGCGUGGCGCUGCAGAUAACGUGAUCAAACACUCGUUGAGCUGAAAAUUUUCAAUUAAAAAUACAGUAAGACAUGGAAAAUAAGAAAAUUUUUAUUCAAAAAAUCUAUUUUUUAUUUGAAAAGUUUAUUCAAAUUUACCGCGAAUUAAGACAAAUCGAAGUGAAAUCCGGUCCCAAAAAGAUGAAUAAAGAACGGUAGAAGUCCCGCAUUGUCUUAUAAAAAACGCCGAAAUCGAAGAAAAAAGCCUUUGAAAAGGUGCGAUUUCAAUGAAUCAAAGGGAAUCUGGCCGAUUGUCGGGCAGACUGACUGUUAAUUCAACUUUUAUUUCAUUUAAUUAGACGCUAGAGAACAGAAUUUUUUUGGGAAGUUAUUUUGCGGGUACUGUAAAAUUGGCGCUACGACUGUUCUGGGGAGCGACAGUUUGGGUCAAAAAUAUGUUUGAUAAAGAUUUAUGAAGUCCUAGGAGAGCUUAUCACCUAUUUUGAGGUAUUUUACAUGCACUCACAUCAAUAAUAUCUAGAUAAAAGUUACGGAUUUUUGUUUUUUGCUAAAAGUUUUGGUCUUUUAUACGUUAGAAUAACUCACCGUAAGGAAAACUAACGUUACUAAUAGCUAAAAUUAGAAAAAGUGGGCAUAUUGCAAGCCUUCGCCAAGCCUCCACCGAGCUUUCGCCGAGCGUCCGCCGACCAUCCAACGGCUUUGCUAACGCUACAACGGCUUUAUCAGACCCCGUAGGCACUUCCUACAACUUUUUUUUGAGUAUCCACCUGCCCUACGCUGCCCUUUCGAUCGAAAAAUUUUCUCCAAAGUUUAGGGCAAUUUGAGUCAAGUGUUUCUCUCAAAUGCUUUUGAGAGAAAGACUUGGCUCAAAUCUCGAAUCUUAAGAAAUAUUCCCUUGGGCUAUGAAAUGCACGGAAAGUCCCAAAAUAGAAGAAUUAAAAGUGAAUAAGCGGCAAGUCUCACGUUGAAACUUUACGGAAUUGCUUCAAACCUCCGGGUUUUAUAAAAACUGAUAAAAAGUUUGACAGUUCCGGAUGCCAUUUUCCGGAUCUAAUUUCACGUUAAAUUUGGAAUUUCCGGGAAAAUUUUCCUCACAAAAACUCCGCUUGCCCUAAUCUUGCUAUGUUGCUACCGGCCCAUAAAGGAAAAAGCUCUAAAAUGACGGAUAUUCAAAAGUUCCGCAUUACUAUUUAGACAACCAGAAGAAUGGUUGUCUCUUUAAUAAAUUGAGGAUUGCGAUAAAAAUUAGGGCAUUUUCUCCUCGAUAUGACCAUUUUCUAUUUGUACAAAGCAACCAGGGGGCAUUACGGUGGCCUUUCGAAAUUUUUUAAUUUGAUAAAAAAUUUCGAAAGGGCAAGUCUCUAAAUUUUUUUGUGAUAUUUAGAGCAAAAUCUCUUUGAGGGAUGUUUUGAGGCCUAGAUUUAACAGGAAACACUGAUUUUUUGGCGAAAAUUGUAAAUUUUUUUUUCAUUUUUUUCAGAAAAAUUUAAAAUUUCAGGAUUUUUUAGAAAUGAAAUUAUUCAACUAUUUCUGUCAAAAAACCAAACUUCCAUGGCUCAUAUCCCCGAAGACACGGCCACGAAUUUUUUGCUCUUCCCACCCUCCUCAUUUUCCCUACUCUCUCGAAAAACCUCGCUGAUAAAAAGUCCGAAAUUUUUGCCCAAUUUUCUCCUGGAUCCCCAUCUCUAUUCACCCCUAUAUAAAAACAGAAAUCUUGCAAAAUUACUGUUCCCUUUUCCCGUUUUUUUUUUUGAAAGAGACGAAGAGACUGCACGCUGAUUGGCUGCGGAGAAGAAGAUGGUCUUUCGAACCAACUUUUGACCUUUAUGAGCAAAAAUUUUGCUGAAAAAGUGGAAAUUCUCUAUCACGCAGAAAAUUAGCCUUUUCGAAAUAAAGUAAUUCGGCAUUUUAAAGUGUCUAAAAUGGAUCUAAUUUCAAAAAAUAUAAUUUUUUACUGUCUACAAGGAAACCGUCGAUUUUUACUUUUUCAAAUCGAUUUUUUUACCUAUUUUCAGCUCAAAAUUUUCUGAUCGUCUAAUAUAAACUUUAAAUGCGUUUUUCCCCAUCUUAAUUUUUACUUUUCAGCCCUUCCAAGCCAGUUCCUCGCAGCUGCAGCCCGAUUUCCGGGCCCACAUCAAGAUCGAGCCCCAGCCGCUGGCCGCCGGUCCCACCGGCACCCGUAUGGGACAGGACUUUCGAUUCCAGGAGGCCGAAGACUCCUCCAUGCACAUUCAUCACGAUUUGAUGUUCCGCCGCAUAAUUCAGGACAUUUUUACCACCUGUUCCAGUCUUUGUCUGCCCACCGGUAAGGCCCGCAUUUGUCGCGCAUUUAAUGGGGUUUUUGUCAUAAUGGGGUGUCAUGAGAAGUGUUAUUGAGGACGGAGAGUUUUAGUCAGAUCACAUUUUGUUUUAUUUUGUUGGUCGAAGCAUAGGGCAUUUUGAGUCAAGUGUUUCUCUCAAAGUUUCUGUUGAGAGAAACACUUGUCUCAAAAUGUUCAUUCCAAAAAUAAUUUUUUUUUUUUUUUUUUUUUUUUUUGAAGGGCAUCGUAUUAAAUUCAUUUUUCAAAGUUUUACUAAAUAAUGAAAGUUUGAGUCAAGUGUUUCUCUCAAAGUUUCUGUCGAGAGAAACACAUGUCUCAAAAUGCCAUUGUAAAAAAUUUGUUUAUAAACGCAUGAGAGGCAUCGUGGAGAAUUAUUUUUUAGGGGUUCGCUAAAUAAUGAAAGUUUGAGUCAACUGUUUCUCUGAAAAUUUCACUUGAGAAAACACUUGCCUGAAGCCAAUAAUUUUUUUCGAAAUCUGUUUUAGAACCCACAAACAAGUGUAAAAAAUUAUUUGUUCACUUUUUUGCAGUUUUCGUCAAGUCAUAACAUAAAAAUAUGUUCGAGAGGAAGACUUGACUCACACUUUUUUGCCACGUUUGAGACUGAUACCUAGCAGACUUAGACUUUUCAUCGACUAGUUUCAUUAUCAAAUUUCGCAUUUCCAGACCCCUCUCAAUGGACAAUCGACCAUUGCAACAGCUGGCUGAAUGAAAUGUGUCAACAGUUCCACUUGCCCACUCCAGGUCGUUUGAAUUUGACCGGGAAAAACUUGAUGGAAAUGAAUGUGGAGCACUUGGUGCGGCUCAUUCCCAACGGCGGCGAUCAAAUUCAUGCGCAAUUUCAGGUGUGGAAAAUCGGUAAGCAAAUUUGGAAAAUUUAAUUUUAUGUAAAAAGUGCUAAAAAUCCACUCAAAUUUUUUGAUAAUUUAGCACACAUUCUUUGCCUCUGCUAGUUGUUAUAUUCUGAAAAUUUUAGCUUACGCUUUACAGGGAGAGGCGAGAUAUUGCACGAUCUUUUGCGAAAGAGUAUGUGAAAUUAGGAGACGGCUAG
This is a messenger RNA of Bursaphelenchus xylophilus (pine wood nematode), 5999 nucleotides long. Lineage: Eukaryota; Metazoa; Nematoda; Chromadorea; Rhabditida; Aphelenchoididae. The record is from the annotation of a GenBank genome assembly.